Messenger RNA from Folsomia candida, 1402 nucleotides. RefSeq lists its product as uncharacterized. The record is from RefSeq and is a predicted model, not a curated record. The transcript has 3 exons. Lineage: Eukaryota; Metazoa; Arthropoda; Collembola; Entomobryomorpha; Isotomidae. Bases 32 to 1402 code for a protein of 456 amino acids.
ACAAACACCCCCAGCAGGGUCGAAGACUGGCAUGUCCACAACCAUUUCAGAAUGUAUUAGCAAAUUCCAGACAGAGAAAUCUUCUUGUAAGCGAGAAAGUCCCAAUGGACUCGUCUCAAACAAUAACCGGGUUCCGGGGGGUGACACCACAAAACUGAAAAAUCAAGUAAAUGCAAAUAAUAUGCCACCACCUCCUCCUCCCCCUCCGCCCAUGCCACCCUUACACACACAGUCCGACACCACCCCCAAACAACUUUCCUGUCCUCUGCCAAAUAUACCCAAAGAAAGUGAGAUGAACAAGUCAGCCGAGCCAGAACCAGAAAAUGAUUACGAAGACAUUGAAGAAUUAACUAAUGGUAAAAUAAUUGACUUUGAGCAGACCAGGAAACUCUUGCGAUCUGUUUCAUCUCCCCCACUGGUAAACGAGAACAGUAGUAACGGGCACGGAGGAGGGACGAGUGAGGAGAAGAGCUGCGAGGAAAGUAGUCAGCAUGUCCCCUUGACCCCGACCAAGCCAUCUGUGAACCCAGGGAAAGUCCCCUUCAUCCCUCCACACUUUCCAACACCUCCACAAGAUGCACUCAUUAAACCGUCCGAGUAUUUAAGAAGUAUUCAAAACAAGUCAAAGUCAAGUCAGGGCACCCUUCUUGGUGGGAAUCACGGCAAUACUAAGCAACAGAAUUCAGCCAGAGUUGAGGAGACAAUGAAAGCAUUGGGAGUGGUCAUCCCCUCUGAUAAUUCGUCUGGGUUGUUGUCAGUUCCAGAGGAAACCAAUGCUGAAGACGAGUUUGAAGAGAUUAACCCUGAAAGGAUCAACGGGUUUGUGAAAAUGAAUAGAGAGUCAAAUGGGUCGACUGCUACUAGCGAUACAAUUGAUGAGAACAACAACACCACCAACGGGAACUCCUCUUCUGCAUCUGUCGCCUCGACAAAUAAAAUUGGAUGUGGUAUGAUUAAAGCAGAAGAAUUAAUGAAGGUACAUUUGAGGAAGACGCCAAUGUCAAGGACAAAAUCUGCUCCGCCACUGGGCCGAGUAAUUCCUGACGCUGACGAGUCCGACGCAUCUUCGACAUGCGGAAGGGGCGGUCAGCAGCAGCAUCAGGAGAAUGGUCAUGAGCCCCUGAAAAGGACCAGUACCAUGUCGCCCACAGCAUGCAUCAUGGGUGGUGGGGAUACUGUAUCGAAAGCGGAUGUCAUCGCCGAGUUGGCCGAGCUCAGUGGGCGGGGUUCGGGAGUGGAAAGAAGAACUAAAGAGAAGGCAAAAGGAACAGGAAAAAGCAGUUCAAAAGAAAUUGAACAGUUGUACCAACCCGUCAAUUUGUUUCAGAGGUUUCAGAAACAAUUAUUUAAAAUUUCCAUUCCACACGGUAUUCCCCAAACAGUUCAUCAAGCCUCAUUUUAA